CUCAUCUCAAAAUGCUGAACUGCUCCUUCCAAGUAGCGGGUGCUUUAGUAGUUGGAGUCUGUUCUCGGGCCUGAGCCUCGAGGCCAGGCUCCUGGGUGUCGUUGAUGUUCGGGGCCGCCGGGCGCCAACCGAUCGGAGCUCCAGCCGCCCGGAACAGCUGGCAUUUCAGUAGAACCAUGGAGGAACUGGUUCAUGAUCUUGUCUCAGCUUUGGAGGAGAGUUCAGAGCAAGCUCGAGGAGGAUUUGCUGAAACUGGAGACCAUUCUCGAAGUAUAUCUUGCCCUCUGAAACGCCAGGCGAGGAAAAGAAGAGGGAGAAAACGGAGGUCUUAUAAUGCUCAUCACCCUUGGGAGACUGGUCACUGUGUAAGUGAAGGCUCUGAUUCCAGUUUAGAAGAACCAAGCAAGGACUACAGAGAAAACCAUAAUAAUAAUAAAAAAGACCAUAGUGAUUCUGAUGACCAAAUGUUAGUGGCAAAACGCAGACCAUCAUCAAACUUAAAUAAUAACGUUCGAGGGAAAAGACCUCUAUGGUAUGAGUCUGAUUUUGCCAUGGACAACCUGGGGAACAGAACUCUGCGCAGGAGGAGAAAGGUCAAACGCAUGGCAGUCGACCUCCCACAGGAUAUCUCCAACAAAAGGACAAUGACCCAGCCACCUGAAGGGUGUAGAGAUCAGGACAUGGACAAUGAUAGAGCUUACCAAUAUCAAGAAUUUACCAAGAAUAAAGUCAAAAAAAGGAAGUUGAAAGUAAUUAAACCAGGACCAAAAGUCCAAGAUGAAGGAGUAGUUUUAGAAAACGAGGAAAUAAGCCAGACCAAUAAGGAUAAAAUGGAGUAUGAAGAACAGAAAGUCUCAGACGAGCUCAUGAGUGAAAGUGAUUCCAGCAGUCUCAGCAGCACUGAUGCUGGUUUGUUUACCAAUGAUGAGGGAAGACAAGGUGACGAUGAGCAGAGCGACUGGUUCUACGAAAAAGAAUCGGGUGGAGCAUGUGGUAUCACUGGAGUCGUGCCCUGGUGGGAAAAAGAAGAUCCUACUGAGCUAGACAAAAACUUACCAGAUCCUGUUUUUGAAAGUAUUUUAACUGGUUCUUUCCCCCUUAUGUCGCAUCCGGGGAGAAGAGGUUUCCAAGCUAGACUCAGUCGCCUUCAUGGAAUGCCUUCAAAGAAUAUUAAAAAAUCUGGAGCGACUCCAGCUUCAAUGGUGCCCACUCCUGGUCCCGUCAGUAACAAGAGGAUGGUUCACUUUUCCCCUGAUUCUCACCACCAUGACCAUUGGUGUAGCCCUGGGGCUAGACCAGAGCAUGGCCAGCAUCAGCUUCUGAGAGAUAAUCGAGCUGAAAGAGGACACAAGAAAAAUUGUUCUGUGAAAACAGCCAGCAGGCAAACAAGCAUGCAUUUAGGAUCCUUAUGCACGGGAGAUAUCAAACGGAGAAGAAAAGCAGCACCUUUGCCUGGACCUACUACGGCAGGUUUUGUAGGUGAAAAUGCCCAGCCAAUCCUCGAAAACAACAUUGGAAACCGAAUGCUUCAGAAUAUGGGCUGGACCCCUGGGUCAGGCCUUGGACGAGACGGCAAGGGGAUCUCUGAACCAAUUCAAGCCAUGCAGAGGCCAAAAGGAUUAGGACUUGGAUUUCCUCUUCCAAAAAAUGCUCCUACAACUGCUACGCCCAGUUCAGGAAAACCUACCUAAGAGGAAGAGCAAAGGAGUGUUCUACAGUUUGCAUUCACGAUUUCCUUGUGCUCUAAAAUGUUAACCCAGCUUCUGUUUUCGAAGCCGACAUCGACUUUGCCUCGAGCUCAUCACCUUCGCUUCCUAACUGCAUACAGUCCUGCCAGUGAUAGAAAUGGGAUUUCAUCACAGUUCAUGGUGCUACAGUGAAAACUUUUACCCUUUCAUUUCUUCCCGUAAUCACCACUAUUUCUGGGUGUUAGAAACAGCUCGUUUUCUCUUAUUUAUUUCGAUCUCGUUUGUCAGUACGUUCUAGUGCUUUGCUUGAUCCAGGUAUGUGUGCGAUGCCCUCACAAAUGUGUUUCUGAAAUGAGACAGGCCGGAAAGGGUCUCAGUUCUACCUUCCCCAUCUAUCGUAACCCAAAGGACCUGUCGAUACAGCAAUGAAGUCCUACGCGAAUGUUUGUUUGAAAGGCUUAAUGAUUUCCGAUUCCUUGAAUUUGGCCUUUCUGUGAGGAUUUUCCAACAGAGCGAUACCCAUUCAUUUCUCUAUCCUUGGGCAAUGCAGUAUGGAGUUCACAGUUGACAAACGGCAACUCGUGUUUCCCUCGGACAUUCUGACAAAAAUAAACCUCACCAUUGUUAUCACCAGAGUGCCCUCAACAUUACUUUAAUGCAGAUUUUAUAAAUUUUACCUCAUUUAGAACCUAAAAUGAUUAUUGAAAGAAAAAUGUAUUUUUUAAAUUCACCAUGACUGAACUGUAAAUUCUAUUAAUCCAGACUUAGUUCUACCUCUCUGUUCCCAAAGACUGAUUUCUUUUUUAAGAUCAACUCAGAUGUAGUAAACUGAUUUUAAAUUUUAAUCAUUAAGUUUUUACAGUGUUGAAUCAAUUUGUAUGAAGAUUUAAAUGGCUCUUCCAAGAACUCAGAUUUCUGGCAAUGGCCCAACCCGUUUACAGGGUGAACAAGAAAAGUAAAUGGGGUAUCAUGGUAAGAAGACAGGCCGCGUAGGGAAUUACAGACUGCCAGAUGAGUUGCUCUUUAAGCACUCUUACUGAAUAAGGUAACACUGUGGUGCGAUUACUUUCUCCACGUUUGUUAUUUAGAAAGUUGCCAUUUUUGUUAAGUAAUGUUUUGAAAUGCUGGUUCUAUCUAAGAGGAGAUUACAUCCAGAUUUUAAAACUACCUUGUGCUAGCGUAUUGUGCAUGAGCAUCCAUUCUAAAGUCUGGUUUUUUGUUUUGUUCUGUUCUAUUUUAUUUCCAUUAUGUGAAAACCUGAAAAUCCUACAAUUUUGAAAAACUGAAUUUUGAGCCAUUGGUAAUGAGGUUAUUCUGAGACUGGUCCCAGACUCCUGAGGACCCAACCUCUCUGUGUCACUUUACUGUGUGCUGCUGAAUGCAAAACCCUCGUGAAGAGCAGCACAUACGCAGAACUGGCGUGGGGAACUCCGUAAUCAAGGAGCGUAGGCCGUGAACACUACUGCCACAUUCCAAUGACAUCCUAAUCUUGUGACUCAACCCUUCUAAAAUGCUCACUUAGCAUCUCUAACCCCUCCCAAAAUACUUCUUUCUAUCUUCCACUAGUAGGAGAAAGUUUAUAAUGUUGACACCUACAAUCCCAUAUGUGGCUCGCAGAGAACAUAAAAUAUUUUAUUAAAGUGUUUGACUGUACAGACUUUAUGAAUCAACAUUUAAGGCAGAGAAGUGACACCAUCCCGAGUUUUCCUAUACUCACACAGGCAUGUGUUCAGUCUCGAGUCCUACAGAAAAUUCAAUGUAAAUCUGAUGUUUUGAUUGUGCCCUUUUUUUUGGAGAGGUUUUUGCCAUAGUGUGCGUGCACUCGCCAGAAACACAGAGACAGAGAGAU
Molecule: messenger RNA, 3537 nt
Organism: Tupaia belangeri chinensis (Chinese tree shrew)
Lineage: Eukaryota; Metazoa; Chordata; Mammalia; Scandentia; Tupaiidae
Gene: GPATCH2
Product: G-patch domain containing 2
Exons: 11
Coding region: 105-1691 (528 amino acids)
Molecular function (GO): nucleic acid binding
Source: RefSeq, a predicted model, not a curated record